Molecule: messenger RNA, 2223 nt
Organism: Aspergillus alliaceus
Lineage: Eukaryota; Fungi; Ascomycota; Eurotiomycetes; Eurotiales; Aspergillaceae
Product: putative Patatin-like serine hydrolase
Exons: 3
Coding region: 120-1907 (595 amino acids)
Biological process (GO): arachidonate metabolic process
Cellular component (GO): membrane
Source: RefSeq, a predicted model, not a curated record
GGUGACUUCAUUCUUCCCCUCGAACGUUUCCGUCAUCUGCCGCCUACUGCGAACCGAUCAGGCGCCCAUAUUUUCUCGCUCCCUGCCAGGGUGAUUCUGCCCACCAAGGGAUUGGCAAAAUGGAUACGGCAGCGAUCCUUCGUCGUAAAGAUACCACCAAGGGUCCUCCCUUGCGGAUCUUAUCACUAGAUGGUGGCGGCGUCCGUGGCUACUCGAUGCUCAUCAUCCUACAGGAACUUAUGUAUCGCGUUUACGUUGAGUGCGAAGGCAAGGCUCCUCGUCGCGAUGAAAUCCCCAAACCCUGCGAUCACUUUGACCUCAUUGUCGGCACCGGUACCGGCGGAUUGAUAGCCCUCAUGCUGGGCCGUCUACGUCUCGACCUUGAAACUUGCAAAGAAGUUUACGUGCGCAUGACUCGUAGGGUUUUCGAAACAGACAAGACCUUUGCUGGCAUUCCAUACCGAUCAACGUUGUUCAAAGCCUCGAGAUUGGAAGACGCUAUUCGUGAGUGUGUGCGCGAACACACUGUCUUUGAGGCUGAGGGAAAUGAUAUUUCGCCCGGCGCUCGCACAUCUUUUGCCAACGCACCAUUUAGCCCCAACUCGAUCCCUCAGCGGUCUGGCAGUCGUGCCAGUUUCAGUACCAUUGGUUCGCAUUCUUCCAACCCCAGCCAGCGGAACUCGACGUUCAUCAAUGGUCUACGGUGGGGCAAUCCGGAUGCGCUGUUGUACGACAAUAGGGAGUAUCGCACGAAAACUGCGGUUACCGCAUUGUAUAAGGGCACUACGCGCAAUGGUUCAGCGGUAUUCCUACGAUCUUACGAUUCCCGAAGAGAACCUCCACCGGAGUUUAACUGUACGGUCUGGCAAGCGGGUCGGGCUACAUCAGCCACUGGUCUUGCAUUUAAACCAAUUCAGAUCGGACAACAUGUCUUCAUUGACGAGGGUGCCGGUACUUAUAACCCUGCGCCGCAGGUCCUGGACGAAGCGACGGUCAACGAGUGGCCCGGUCGUGAAGUUGGUGUGUUUAUCAGCAUCGGUACAGGUAAACGUCCACCGGGUACGAACAAUCGACAACACGAAUGGUGGGAGGAUUUCUUUGGCGAUGCGCUCGGCACAUUUGCGGAGGCGCGCCGUCGGCUGAUCGCUAAGAUCGAGGGGUGUGAAGACAUCCAUAAGGAUAUGCUCCGGGAGCACCUGGCCAAGCGUAACGUCAUCAAGGACAACUACUACCGACUGAACGUCGAAGUGGGUGUGGGAGAGUUUGGUAUGAACGAAUGGAAUCGACUAGCCGACAUCAGCACCAACACCCGUCGCUACCUCACCAGGCCCGAAGUUAAGAAGCAGAUUCUCGAUGCCGGUAGUAAAUUUGCCAGAAUUGAGCGCAUGCACCGUCGGGCGGCUGCGCAUGCGGCCGCUGGAAACGACUUGUCGACUUUCCCGGAUGACAGUUCUAUAACUCAGAGCCCAAGAUUGUCUGUGAUUCCACCUCCGAUGCCAGACGCGGUGGAGUUGCCCGCUGAACUUCCGGGCGAUUUUACUCUGCUGUCGCCGACAGGUCCCCCACCGCCGGCGAACGACGAUGUUCUCCCUGUUCACCCAACCCCGCAAGAUACAACAGCGGGGCGAGGUUCAACCAGUGACCUGGGUAGCUUCAGCCCUAGCGACAGCAGCCGACCUGGCUCGCGGCAACACGCUAUAGAUCAUGCGUAUGACGGUCUACCGCCCCCAGUACCUCCCAAGACUCCAAUCCCAUAUCCUAGUGAGUUAGGAGGCAUUCCCAUGCCUACCCCUUUGGUGACUACCACAGGACAUGCAUCGAACGGGAAGAUUCGACCGCCGUAUCCCGUGGAUGAACAUCCGCCAGUGGUGAACAAGCAGCGGAAACCCAGCUAUCACGUGCGAUGAAUUUGAUUCAUGACUCUUUUGAUUUUGUUGGAUCUUUUUUCCCCGCAUGUUCUUUGAUGGGCGUUACGAUAUAAUGAACAAGGGGCAAUGCUUUUUCUCUGGGUGCAGAGAUUUCACGAUUCUCAUAUUUCCCUUUCUUUUAAUUCUCUUUUUUCUUUUUAUUGUUAUGAUUCAUCCCAUUGAAUUUCUUAUGACUUACGGUUGUAGUUCUAAGAGUGAUGAUUAUUAUACCCUUUUCAGUUAGGUAGUAAUUUCAGAUUGGUUCCAAAGAUGUUCUAGAACUUGAAAUGAUUCAUGACUGAUUGAUUGUUCAACA